AUAACCUAGUGUAUUCGUUGGCCUCUUAAUUGCUCGAGUAUUGUAAAAUGAGUGCGGGAACGGCUGCCGCUAGCAUUCCUCAACCUCGAAGUCCCUAACUCACACUUUGCUGACUCUUUAGCAACGGCGUCUCCUUCCUCUGAAUCCUCUCUCAGACUUUCUCUCGAUCCCAUCCCAAGUCCCGGCUGUUAACAUUUUGUUGGGCAUUAAUUAGGGGACUUAGUGCUUACGUUCUCGGUUGCAUCUUCUGACGAUUUGUGUGCUGAGGAGACAUUCCUGAUAGUUGUUAUUUAGGAAUUAUAUUUCUAAAAGAACUAACUGUGGAAUAAGGAUAAUUUUAGAACUUUUAUUUUUUUUGUGACGCCAAGAGAAAGCAAGUCCAAUUCCUGAAUAAUGGCUGAUCAAUUGGAAAGCAUGUACGAUGUGGGAUUGAAGCCUAUGAUGCUUCGCAGUCUGAUUAGACAAUAUGUUCUUGAUGAGAAGAAUCGUCCUCUCAAUUUCAAUAACAGCUGUUUUGAGCUGCCAAAGAUGGUUUACAUCCUCCAAACUCAAAGACUUUUGUCAGAAUCGGAUGUCCACUCCAUGGAUCAAAAGCUCACAAACAUCUGGAAAUCGGCCAUCGAUGAGUGGGUCAAUUGCUUGGAACUGCUACUCUCUAGCGACAUGUCAGAUAAAUGUUGGCUUGGAAUCUGUCUGCUUGGGGUUACUUGUCAAGAGUGCAGUAAUCAACGUUUUUUGUCUUCAUACUCUGUUUGGCUUGACAAGCUUCUAUCACAUAUUCAGCCUCCAGCAGAUUCUCAGCUUGUGAAGAUUGCUUCUUGUUCCUCACUAUCAGAUCUAUUGACAAGAUUGGCUAGAUUUCCAAAGAAAGAUGGGACCUUACAUACUGGGAAGCUUGUCCAACCUGUUUUGAAGCUCUUAAAUGAGGAUAGUGAGGAGGCAGUUUGGGAAGGGGCAUCUAGUUUAUUAUAUACCAUUAUAACCUUCUUUCCGGCUUCCAUGCGUCAUUAUUAUGAUAGGGUGGAAGCUGCUAUUGCUUCAAAAAUUCUUUCAGGGAAAUGCAAUACAAAAACAUUAAAGAAACUUGGUUAUUGCUUAGCAUUACUCCCAAAAUCAAAAGGAGACAAGGAUAGCUGGUCCUUAAUGAUGCAGAAAAUUUUGAUAUCAAUAAAUGAUUACCUCAAUGAAGCCUUCCAAGGUGUAGAAGAAGAAGCUAAAUCCAAUGAAGCUAGGAGAUUAUUGGUUCCUCCGGGAAGAGAGCUGCCAUCACCUUUCGGAGGUCAUACCUCGUUAGAAGGGGCCUCUUGUAAGGCAACAAGGAGUUCUGAGAGAUUGCCUACAUCAACUGUCUCUACUCUGAUGUUUUGCUGUUGUAAAAUGCUUACGAGUUCAUAUCCCGUUCAGGUAACUGCUCCAAUUCAGUCGAUGUUAGCUCUUGUUGAGAGGGUGCUGAUGGUUGAUGGUUCUUUGCCACACACCAUGUUGACCUUUGUGACUGCCAUGCAACAAGAGCUAAUUUGUUCAGAACUUCCAAUCUUGCAUGAGUACAGUUUGGAGCUUCUCAUUGCAAUUAUAAAGGGGAUGCGCAGUCAACUGUUACCACAUGCUGCAUACGUUGUUAGACUUGUUACGAGAUAUUUCAGGUGUGCUCUGCCUGAAAUGAGGAUAAAGCUUUAUUCAAUCACUAGAAUGUUGCUUAUAUCAAUGGGUGUUGGGAUGGCUAUAUAUCUUGCACCAGAUGCCAUUGACAAUGCAUUUAAGGAUCUAAAUUCUUGUAGUGCUGAAGAUGUUGAAACAUCCCCUUCAAACAUAAGAGCUUUGCCCCAUCCUAGCAAUAGGAAAAGAAAACAUGGUACUAGAACUGAAUCUCUUGAGGAGAUACAAGAUACAACUGGUUCAGAAGUGGAAGCAGCCAAUGCAAAUGAAAUAACACCAAUUACUGUAAAAAUAGCUGCACUUGACACUUUGGAAGUUCUUCUCAUGGUGGGUGGUGCUUCAAAAUCUGAGAGUUGGCGAUCAAGAAUUGAUAGUCUUUUGAUAAAGAUAGCAACAAAUUCUUGUAAAGGGGGAUGGGGGAGCGAGGAAAACAACAUUUUCCUGCCUUAUGAAUCAACCUCAAUAUGGGCAGAUUUCCAGCUCUCAUCAUUACGUGCACUCUUGGCAUCAUUCCUUGCACCAGCUCGUGUCCGCUCACCAUAUUUAUCCCAAGGUCUUGAGCUUUUCCGUAAAGGUAAGCAAGAAGCCGGAACAAAGCUCGCCGGAUUUUGUGCUUAUGCUCUGUUAGCACUGGAGGUGCUCAUACAUCCAAGGGCUCUUCCACUGGAUGAUUUCUACCGUGCUUAUCAUAACUCUACUGAUGGAGCUGGCUGCAGAUUCCAAGAAAAUUUGUACUCCAGUGGUCAGAAACAAAACGCCAUGUUUUUCGACGCCAUUCAGAGAACAGAAUACAGUGCUCUUGAGUCACAUGAUGAUGAUCUUUAUGACAGAUGGCUUCAAAAUGAAAAUGAAAGCAUCCCUGUUGACAACAUGAAGGAUAAAACAUCAGGACCUAACUUGGGAGGGAAACCUUGUGCAAAUGAGUCAUCGCUUACAAAUAUUUUAGAGCUAAGUGAACAAGAACCACCACCAGCAGCAACUAAUGCAGAUGUGCAGCAGCUAAUGGUUCAACCCGGGUCCCUUCAAGAAUCAAUUACAAAGUCUCCGGAAAUUAUUUCAUCAGCCAAAGGUGUCACAAGUCCUGCAGUUGGAAGAAAUCCUGAAGCCACUGAAAUGGAAUUUAAGAGGGUUGUUUCUGCUCGUGAUAAUGUUCAUGGAAGCACUUUGUCAACCUUAUCAAAUGCUGAGAAGGGUAAUGCAUCUGAUAACGUUCAUGAAAACACUUUUUCAACCUUAUCAAAAGCUGAGAAGGGUAAUGCAUCUGUGGCACAUUGGAAAAGUGACUCAUCUGACUCCUUUCCUGAUAUUGUUGAUGCUGACCCAGAUACUGAUUCUGACUAAGAAAUAGGGUGUGAAAGAAUAUAUAUUGGGAAUUUUGACCGCUCUGAGCAUUUUUGUACCAUGUUCUUAGUUCUUCUUGGUAAUUGAAAAUAAAAAUAAAAUUUUAAAAAAUAUAUGUUUACAAAUAUGAAAACAAAAAAAGUAGUUUUUAAUUAU
Messenger RNA from Durio zibethinus, 3153 nucleotides. Its product is annotated as proline-, glutamic acid/leucine-rich protein. The record is from RefSeq and is a predicted model, not a curated record. Gene Ontology annotation, biological process: rRNA processing. NCBI's taxonomy places the organism in Eukaryota, Viridiplantae, Streptophyta, Magnoliopsida, Malvales, Malvaceae. Gene Ontology annotation, cellular component: nucleus.